Messenger RNA from Aspergillus clavatus NRRL 1, 1356 nucleotides. RefSeq names its product putative glycosyl hydrolase family 88. Gene Ontology annotation, biological process: carbohydrate metabolic process. Lineage: Eukaryota; Fungi; Ascomycota; Eurotiomycetes; Eurotiales; Aspergillaceae. The record is from RefSeq and is a predicted model, not a curated record. Bases 1 to 1356 code for a protein of 451 amino acids. The transcript has 4 exons.
AUGAAGAUCUUUCACGCUCUCUCUUGUUUACUGUCACUAACCCUGGUCAUCAGGACUGGCCAGGCCGUCAGCUAUCCGAAACACUCCACCUGGAUGCUGGAAAGUGUCAUCGGGCGAGGUGAAGGAAUCAACCCGGCCGACGGUCUGUUGGGAGUCAUCCAGAAGGGCCUAUUCCAGCAAGCCCUACGAGCAGCGAUCGCCCAGUCCAGCGACGCAGAGGAGAUCGCCAGAUGGACGGACUAUCACCGUCGCAGCGUGGACGCCGACAUCGAGGAGCUCCUCAAUGCGACGGCAUCCUCCCGCGACCUGUCUCUUGACCGGCUAUGUGUCGGUCGCUCAAUCAUGGAGAUGAAUCUCGACGAGCCACUCCACCGCAACGUCCUCAAAGCGCUGCGCAAAUCCCUCGACCUGCAAUACCAGAACGAGAACUCCGGCUUCUGGUACUUCGUCGACCCGCCGCCUCCCUACCCGCCGUACGGUAAUCUCUCGUACAGUGAUGGAAUGUACGGCUUCGCGCCCUUCGCCGCCUUAUACGGCAUAACCUACGGCGACCCACACGUAAACCUCGAAGCCGCUCUGCUCCAACUGGAUCUACUCUACCGGCAGAGCAUAGAGCCAUCUACGGGUCUGAUCAAGCACGGCUACGAUGGCUCGCGAGACGCGCCGUGGGCGCACCCGAUCACCGGCGCCAGCCCUAUCGUCUGGGGACGGAGUCUGGCCUGGUAUUUGAUCGGCGCGUUGGAUACCCUGGAAAUUGCUAAAUCCAAGUACGGGAAUGGGGGAGCUCUUAACGCGAUGCAAAAGGACAAGACCGUCCAACGCAUCCUUGACAUCUUCCAGCGUCUCGCCAAGGCAACGGUGAAGGUAAUCCAGGACUCUGCCCGGAAAACCGGCCGCUAUGCCGUCUGGCAGGUAAUGGACCAAGCAGGGGAGAAGGGGAAUUUUGUCGAGGCCAGCGCUGGUGCCAUGGUCGCCUAUGUGCUGGCGAAGGGGGUGCGAUUGGGAUUCCUGCCCGGGUCCGGAUCGACUCAGUCCACGAAGAUCGGCUCAGGACACGGCGCGCCUUCGUCUCUCCGGGUGCAGGGCGCGGUGCGGCAACCCUCUGAGCAGAUGUGGGCUGAAGAUGUGGCGGAUGUUGCGCGCGCGCUCUACAAGGAUGUUGUCGGGCAUUUUGUAGUGCGGAGCGUGGAGGAGGGCAGUUGUCUGAAUUUCCUCGGGACGAGCAUCAUUGCCAGCCUGCAUGAGGAGAAGCCAUACUACGAGUAUUAUACUCAUCGAGCAGUCACCACGAACAGUCUGAUCGGGACGAGUGCAUUCGCGCUGGCGUCACUCGAGAUGGAGAGAAUGGGUGUCUGA